CACCGCGGGCUCGCGGGCCACACCUGGGGGCCGGCCCCCAGCAGCCCGCGGGCCGGGUGGGGUGGGUGUCCGCGGGGGAGUCCCCGGUCCCUGUCAGGCGGGGCGAGACCACGGCGCUCAGGUCGCGGGGGGGAGCGUGGGCACGCGCGGCCGGGGGGAGGCGGCCCAGCGCGCAGGGGUUCCCGCCGCCGCCCCGGGGGCUGGCUGACGGCUCGGGAGGGAAGAUGGCUGCGGGGCAGCCGCAGGCCGCCAGCCGGGCGCGGCGCAGCUGAGCCCCGCUCUCCGGAUCCCCCUCCCGCAGUGGGCGCGCCCGCCCCGGGGCUUCCUCGGGCCCCCGCCCGCCCCGGCGCGCGGGGCCGGGAGCCCAGCAGUUGGCGCGAGCGGCGGGCGAGGCGGAGCCGCGCGCGGGCCCCCUCCCCCUCCCCACAGGUCCCCCCCGGAGCGCCCCGCGCAGCCCGCGCCGCCUGCUCCCCGCCGCCAGCCCGGCCCGGGCGCCGCGGCCGACAAGGUCAGGAGACGAGAGGCGAUGCGCAAGUGCGGCCAGAGGGAGCCGAGCGGAGGCGGCCGCGGCGGGGGUCUGUCCCCCCCGACCGGGCAGUGGGACUGGGGCAGGCGCCGGUGAGGACAAGGACGAGGAGCAGCGGCGGCGGCGGCGGCGGCGGUGUUUCCUCCUACCGGACUUGCCCUCGGGGGCCUCUCCGUGCGCGCCCCGGAGCGCAGCCCCGCCGGGCAGGGGCGCCGUGGAGGAUGGGGCCGGGGGGCCCGGCCCGCCCUGGUAUCCCGCAGCCGGCGGCCCCGGGGCCGUGGAGGGCCCGGCCGGCGGGCGGCGGGGGCGCCUCCUGCCUGUGGGACGGGACCAGCUGGCUGCUGUGCUACGGCUUUCUCUACCUGGCCCUCUGCGCGCAGGUGUCCCAGUCCAAGCCGUGCGACAGGACCGGCUCCUGCUUCUCGGGCCGCUGUGUCAACGCCACCUGCCUCUGCGACCCGGGCUGGGUGGGGGACCAGUGCCAGCACUGCCAGGGCAGGUUCAAGUUAACAGAACCUUCUGGAUAUUUAACAGAUGGUCCAAUUAAUUACAAGUAUAAAACUAAAUGUACAUGGCUAAUUGAAGGCUAUCCAAAUGCAGUGUUAAGAUUAAGAUUCAAUCAUUUUGCUACAGAAUGUAGCUGGGAUCAUAUGUAUGUUUAUGAUGGAGAUUCAAUAUAUGCACCUUUAAUAGCUGUGCUUAGUGGCUUGAUAGUCCCUGAAAUAAGGGGAAAUGAAACUGUGCCUGAAGUUGUCACAACAUCUGGCUAUGCACUGUUACACUUUUUUAGUGAUGCUGCAUAUAAUUUAACUGGUUUCAACAUUUUUUAUUCAAUCAAUUCUUGUCCUAACAAUUGCUCUGGUCAUGGGAAGUGUACAACUAGUAUGUCUGUUCCAAACCAAGUAUAUUGUGAAUGUGAUAAAUACUGGAAGGGUGAAGCUUGUGACAUUCCUUACUGUAAAGCCAACUGUGGAAGUCCGGAUCAUGGUUACUGCGACCUCACCGGAGAAAAACUGUGUGUCUGCAAUGACAGCUGGCAAGGUCCUGAUUGUUCUUUGAAUGUUCCUUCUACUGAGUCUUACUGGAUUCUGCCAAAUGUUAAACCCUUCAGUCCAUCUGUAGGUCGGGCUUCCCAUAAGGCAGUUUUACAUGGGAAAUUUAUGUGGGUGAUUGGUGGAUAUACUUUUAACUACAGUUCUUUUCAAAUGGUCCUGAAUUACAAUUUAGAAAGCAGUAUAUGGAAUGUAGGAGCUCUAUCAAGGAGCCCUCUCCAGAGAUACGGACACUCUCUUGCUUUAUAUCAGUGCCAGACAGUUUUUCAAAGUGGCCGCACCAUUUUACAUUCCCAGCAACCAACAUCAAACACUUGGCUUGUUCCAGAAACUAAAGGAGCCAUUGUUCAAGGUGGAUAUGGCCAUACCAGUGUGUAUGAUGAAAUAACAAAAUCCAUUUAUGUUCAUGGAGGCUAUAAAGCAUUACCAGGCAAUAAAUACGGAUUGGUAGAUGAUCUUUAUAAGUAUGAAGUUAACACUAAGACUUGGACUAUUUUGAAAGAAAGUGGGUUUGCCAGAUACCUUCAUUCAGCUGUUCUAAUCAAUGGAGCUAUGCUUAUUUUUGGAGGAAAUACCCAUAAUGACACUUCCUUGAGUAACGGUGCAAAAUGUUUUUCUGCCGAUUUCCUGGCAUAUGACAUAGCUUGUGAUGAAUGGAAAAUAUUACCAAAACCAAAUCUUCAUAGAGAUGUCAACAGAUUUGGACACUCUGCAGUUGUCAUUAAUGGGUCUAUGUAUAUUUUUGGAGGAUUUUCUAGUGUACUCCUUAAUGAUAUCCUUGUCUACAAGCCUCCAAAUUGCAAGGCUUUCAGAGAUGAAGAACUUUGUAAAAAUGCUGGUCCAGGAAUAAAAUGUAUUUGGAAUAAAAAUCACUGUGAAUCUUGGGAAUCUGGGAAUAAUAAUAAUAUUCUUAGAGCAAAAUGCCCUCCUAAAACAGCUGCUUCUGAUGACAGAUGCUACAGAUAUGCAGAUUGUGCCAGCUGUACUGCCAACACAAAUGGGUGCCAGUGGUGUGAUGACAAGAAAUGCAUCUCAGCAAACAGUAACUGUAGUACGUCUGUGAAAAACUACACCAAAUGUCAUGUGAGAAAUGAACAGAUUUGUAACAAACUUACCAGCUGUAAAAGCUGUUCACUAAACUUGAAUUGCCAGUGGGACCAGCGACAACAAGAAUGCCAGGCUUUACCAGCUCAUCUUUGUGGAGAAGGAUGGAAUCAUAUCGGGGAUGCUUGUCUUAGAAUCAAUUCCAGUAGAGAAAGCUAUGACAAUGCAAAACUCUAUUGCUAUAAUCUUAGUGGAAAUCUUGCUUCAUUAACAACCUCAAAAGAAGUAGAAUUUGUUCUGGAUGAAAUACAGAAGUUUACGCAACAGAAAGUAUCACCUUGGGUAGGCUUGCGCAAGAUCAAUAUAUCCUACUGGGGAUGGGAAGACAUGUCACCUUUUACAAACACAACACUGCAGUGGCUUCCGGGUGAACCAAAUGAUUCUGGGUUCUGUGCAUAUCUAGAAAGGGCUGCAGUGGCAGGCUUAAAAGCCAAUCCUUGUACAUCUAUGGCAGAUGGCCUUGUCUGUGAAAAACCUGUUGUCAGCCCAAACCAGAACGCAAGGCCAUGCAAGAAGCCGUGCUCUCUGAGGACGUCGUGUGCCAACUGCACGAGCAACGGCAUGGAGUGCAUGUGGUGCAGCAGCACGCGGCGCUGCGUUGACUCUAAUGCGUACAUCAUCUCCUUUCCGUAUGGACAGUGUCUGGAGUGGCAAACUGCCGCCUGCUCUCCUCAUAAUUGUUCUGGAUUGAGAACCUGUGGACAAUGUUUGGAACAACCUGGAUGUGGCUGGUGUAAUGAUCCUAGUGAUACAGGAAGAGGACACUGCAUUGAAGGAUCUUCACGGGGACCAAUGAAGCUUGUUGGAAUGCACAGUAGUGAGAUGGCUCUUGAUACCAGUCUUUGUCCUAAAGAAAAGAACUAUGAAUGGUCCUUUAUCCAGUGCCCAGCUUGCCAGUGUAAUGGACACAGCACGUGCAUCAAUAGUAAUGUGUGUGAACAGUGUAAAAAUCUCACCACAGGAAAGCAGUGUCAAGACUGUAUGCCAGGUUAUUAUGGAGAUCCAACCAAUGGAGGGCAGUGUACAGCUUGUACAUGCAGUGGCCAUGCAAAUAUUUGUCAUAUGCACACAGGAAAAUGUUUCUGCACAACUAAAGGAAUAAAAGGUGACCAGUGCCAAUUAUGUGACUCUGAAAAUCGCUAUGUUGGUAAUCCACUUAGAGGAACAUGUUAUUACAGCCUUUUGAUUGACUAUCAGUUUACCUUCAGCUUAUUACAGGAAGAUGAUCGCCACCAUACUGCCAUAAAUUUCAUAGCAAACCCAGAACAGUCAAAUAAGAAUUUGGAUAUUUCAAUAAAUGCAUCAAACAACUUUAAUCUCAACAUUACAUGGUCAGUUGGUUCAACAGCUGGAACAAUAUCUGGGGAAGAGACUCCUAUUGUUUCUAAGACAAAUAUAAAGGAAUACAAAGAUAGUUUUUCCUAUGAAAAAUUUAACUUCAGAAGCAAUCCUAACAUUACAUUCUAUGUGUACACCAGCAACUUUUCUUGGCCUAUUAAAAUACAGAUUGCAUUCUCACAACACAAUACAAUCAUGGAUCUUGUGCAGUUUUUUGUCACCUUCUUCAGUUGCUUUUUAUCCUUAUUACUGGUAGCUGCUGUGGUAUGGAAGAUCAAACAAACAUGUUGGGCUUCUCGACGAAGAGAGCAACUGCUUCGAGAACGACAGCAGAUGGCCAGCCGCCCCUUUGCUUCUGUUGACGUAGCUCUGGAAGUUGGAGCCGAACAAACAGACUUUCUGCGAGGGCCCUUAGAGGGGGCGCCCAAACCGAUAGCCGUUGAACCAUGUGCUGGGAACAGAGCUGCUGUUCUGACUGUGUUUCUUUGUCUGCCACGAGGAUCAUUAGGUGCCCCUCCCCCUGGGCAGUCAGGCCUUGCAAUUGCCAGUGCCCUCAUAGAUAUUUCACAACAGAAGCCUUCAGAUAAUAAAGACAAGACUUCAGGUGUCCGAAAUCGGAAACACCACCUCUCAACGCGCCAAGGAACAUGUGUCUGAGAAACAGGAACUGCUCCUGGAUAUUCUGUAAUGUUUGACUUUGCAAACUGCCUUGCGCUAAGUCUGCCCGUGGCCUCGGUUUUUGUGGAGGCACAUUCCAGUAUGGUCCCAGGGUGCAUGGUACAGUUCCCUCCAGAUGCGCAAUGACCGAAGUGGCUGAAGAAUGUUUAUGAGUUUCGUAGAAGCAACAGUCUUGAUGGUCACAGGUGAUGAAGUUCGUUUUUACGACUCUCUUAGGCUUAUCGUAGAUAACAUUAAAUUUCUCUAGAAAAAGAUGCAUAUUGUUUCUUAAUGCAGAUGAAAAAUAUGAAAUUCGUAUAAACCAAACUGUUUAUAUUCCAAGACUUUAAAGAAAGACAUUUUAUAAUGCCUGAACGAUGAGCUAUGUACAGGUUUUGCCUCAUAAGCAAACUUAAACCACUUGUGUAUGCACAGGAAAUGAACAAAUUGCAAUGGCUUUAGAUGCUGUUUUAUCUCACUGUAAAUGUAAAAGCAAGACUGAUUUAGUAGGAUGUAGGCAAUGUAUUUAAAUAUUUCACAUGACCAUAUCAU
Molecule: messenger RNA, 5229 nt
Organism: Manis javanica (Malayan pangolin)
Lineage: Eukaryota; Metazoa; Chordata; Mammalia; Pholidota; Manidae
Source: RefSeq, a predicted model, not a curated record